Teleopsis dalmanni is the source of this 579-nucleotide messenger RNA. Its product is annotated as nuclear anchorage protein 1-like. The record is from RefSeq and is a predicted model, not a curated record. Gene Ontology annotation, cellular component: membrane. The transcript has a single exon. NCBI's taxonomy places the organism in Eukaryota, Metazoa, Arthropoda, Insecta, Diptera, Diopsidae. The coding region runs from base 1 to 579 and encodes 192 amino acids.
AUGAAAUUAGAAUCGUUAUUCACACGUGGCUCUAAUGCUGUUAAAUCAAUUGCAGCUUCGAUAAAAAUAGCUGAAGCAGAUAUGAAGAACUUGCAAAAUACUUACCGUGAUUUAAUCGUAAGUGUUGCAAUAGCGCAUCAAAAUAUGAAACAACGACCCAUUGCAACUGCACAACAAAAAAUCUUAACGAAUGGUGAACAAAAGGUUCAACAAGAUUCAAAUCCCAUUUACAAAAACAAACGUGACCAACAUGCUCCAACCAGUAAGCAAAAUGCAGCCAAUAGUCUCACUCAUUCCCACAAUAAAUCAACAGAGCAGACAUCUAGUAGCGAUAAUCACCCAGAUAGUGAACCAACUGUCGAUCGUGAUGUGGACGCUUUCGAUGAUGAAAACAACAAAGCACCUAAAUGUAAUUGGAUAUAUCGUAUAGUUCGACCUGCGGUUCUAGUACUAUUGGUAUUAAUUAUUAUAAUCUGCAUUGUUUAUUUUGUACAACCAAAGUGUUGCGACAACCUCAACAAUUUGUCCAAUAGUUUUCGACCACAUUUGCAGUAUGUACGUGGCCCACCGCCAGUAUGA